CUGUCCCUCUGUCCCUCUGUCCCUGCACCAUGGGGCCUGCCCCAGGUGCCAGCCUGCUGCUGCUUCUACUGACCUGUCUCCCCCUGGCCCUGGGGGAUCCCAUGUACUCCUUAAUCACCCCAAACAUCCUGAGGCUGGAGAAUGAGGAGAUAGUGGUACUGGAAGCUCACGAUGUGCAAGGGGACAUUCCUGUCACAGUCACCGUCACCGACUUUCCAGCCAAGAAGCAAGUGUUGACCAGCGAGAAAACCAUGUUGACAAGUGCCAAUGGUCACCUGGACACAGUCACCAUCACGAUCCCGGUCAGCAAGGAGUUGAAAUCAACGAAGAACAAGUUUGUGACUGUCCAGGCAAACUUCGGGAAAGAGCAGGUGGAGAAGGUGGUGCUGGUGAGCCUUCAGAGCGGGUACCUCUUCAUCCAGACAGACAAGACCAUCUACACCCCAGGCUCCACAGUCCUGUACCGGAUCUUCACCGUGGACCAAAACCUGCUGCCCGUGGGCCGGACUGUUAUAGUCAGCAUUGAGACCCCCGACGGCGUGAACAUCAAGAAGGACUCCUUGUCUUCUAACAACCAGGGUGGUAUCUUACCCUUGUCUUGGAACAUUCCAGAGUUGGUCAACAUGGGACAGUGGAAGAUUCGUGCCCACUAUGAAGAAUCCCCACAACAGGUCUUCUCUGCUGAGUUUGAGGUGAAGGAGUAUGUGCUACCCAGUUUCGAGGUCCAAAUAGAGCCUGCAGAGAAAUUCUACUACAUCAAUAACCCAAAGGGUAUGGAGGUCACCAUCACUGCCAGGUUUCUAUAUGGGAAAAAUGUGGAAGGAACAGCCUUCGUCAUCUUCGGGGUCCAGGAUGGUGACCAGAGGAUUUCACUGGCACAGUCCCUCACUCGAGUCUUGAUCGAGGACGGCAGGGGGGAGGCUGUGCUGAAAAGAGAGGUCUUGCUGGGAGGCGUGCAGCCCUCCAAAGCCGAAGCCCUGGUGGGGAAGUCCCUGUACGUGUCUGUCACCGUCAUUCUAGACAGAGGCAGUGACAUGGUGGAAGCAGAGUUCAAUGGGAUCCCCAUCGUGACCUCCCCCUACCAGAUCCACUUCACCAAGACACCCAAGUUCUUCAAGCCAGCCAUGCCCUUCGACCUCAUGGUGUUCGUGACAAACCCUGAUGGCUCCCCGGCCCCCCGAAUCCCCGUGAUGACCCAGGGCUCCGAUGUCCACUCCUUGACCCAGGAUGACGGUGUGGCCAAGCUGAGCAUCAACACUCCCAACAGCCGGCAGCCCCUGAGCAUUACUGUACACACAAAAAAGGAGGAUAUCCCAGAGGCACAGCAGGCCACCAAGACCAUGCAAGUCCAUCCCUACACCACCCACAGCAACUCCAACAACUACCUGCAUCUCUCUGUGCCCCGAAUGGAGCUCAAGCCAGGAGAGACGCUCAAUGUCAACUUCCACCUGCGAACAGACCCCGGCCAGGAUGCCAAGAUCCGAUACUACACCUACCUGGUCCUGAACAAAGGGAAGCUGUUGAAGGUGGGACGGCAGGCUCGCGAGGCCGGCCAGGACCUGGUGGUCCUGCCGCUGUCCAUCACGACGGACUUCAUCCCUUCCUUCCGCCUGGUGGCUUACUACACGCUGAUCGGCGCCAGCGGCCAGAGGGAGGUGGUGGCUGAUUCCGUGUGGGUGGACGUCAAGGACUCGUGUGUGGGCACGCUGGUGGUGCAAGGCAAUGAAGACAAAUACAAGCAGCACCUGCCCGGGCACCAGAUGACCCUCAAGAUCGAGGGCGACCACGGAGCACGCGUCGGGCUGGUAGCUGUAGACAAAGGCGUGUUUGUGCUGAAUAAGAAGAACAAGCUGACUCAGAAGAAGAUCUGGAACAUCGUGGAGGAUGGAGACAUUGGCUGCACGGCAGGCAGUGGGCAGGACUACGCAGGCGUCUUCGCCGACGCGGGACUGGCCCUGCAGACCAGCAAAGGCCUGCAAACCAAGCAGCGGACAGACCCUGAGUGCCCGAAGCCAGCCGCCCGCCGCCGGCGCUCUGUGCAACUCAUGGAGAAGCGGAACGACAAAGCCGGGCAGUACAAGGACAAGGAGCUGCGCCGCUGCUGUGAGCACGGCAUGCGUGAGAACCCCAUGAAGUUCAACUGCCAGCGCAGGGCCAGGUUCAUCAGCCUCGGCCCGCAGUGCGUCAGGGCCUUCCUGGACUGCUGCAACUACAUCACCAAGCUGAGGCUGGAGCACAGCCGCCUGCAGCCCCUGGGCCUGGCCAGGAGCAACACGGAUGAGGAUAUUAUGCCGGAAGAAGACAUCGUUACCCGGAGUCAGUUCCCCGAGAGCUGGCUGUGGACCAUAGAAGAAUUCAAAGAACCAGCGAAAAAUGGAAUCUCCACAAAGACCAUGAAUGUGUUCUUGAAAGACUCCAUCACCACCUGGGAGAUUCUAGCUGUGAGUCUGUCCGACAAGAAAGGGAUUUGUGUGGCUGAUCCCUAUGAGGUCAAGGUGAUGCAAGAUUUCUUCAUUGAUCUUCGUCUGCCCUACUCCGUGGUACGCAACGAGCAGGUGGAAAUCCGAGCCAUCCUUUACAACUACCGAGAGCUGGAUACCCUCAAGGUGAGAGUGGAGCUGCUCUACAACCCAGCCUUCUGCAGCCUGGCCACUGCCAAGAAGCGCCACCAGCAGACCAUAGAAAUCCCACCCAAGUCCUCGAGGCCUGUGCCUUACGUCAUCGUGCCCCUGGUGAUCGGGCACCAGGAGGUGGAGGUCAAGGCCGCCGUCUACGGCCGAUUCAUCAGCGACGGUAUCAAGAAGACCCUGAAGGUCGUGCCGGAAGGAAUCAGAGUCAACAAAACCGUGAUCGUCCGCACACUGAAUCCUGAAGUGGAGGGCCAGAACGGCGUGCAGCGAAUAGAGGUCCCUGCUGCAGACAUCAGCGACCAGGUGCCGGACACAGAGCUGGAGACCAGGAUCCUGCUGCAAGGGACCCCAGUUGCCCUGAUGGCAGAGGAAGCCAUAGAUGGCGAACGGCUGAAGCACCUCAUCGUGACCCCCUCUGGCUGUGGGGAGCAGAACAUGAUCGGCAUGACGCCCACGGUCAUCGCCGUUCACUACCUGGACAGCACGGACCAGUGGGAUAAGUUCGGCCUGCAGAAGCGGCAGGAGAGCCUGGAUCUCAUCAGGAAGGGGUACACACAGCAGCUGGCCUUCAAGCAACCUAACUGGGCCUAUGCGGCCUUCCUGGGCCGACCGUCCAGCACCUGGCUGACAGCCUACGUAGUCAAGGUCUUCUCUCUGGCCACCAACCUCAUCGCCAUCGACUCCCAGGUCCUCUGUGAGGCUGUCAAAUGGCUGAUCCUCGAGAAGCAGAAGCCAGAUGGAAUCUUCCAGGAGGACGCACCUGUGAUACAUCAAGAAAUGAUUGGUGGCUUCCGGAAUGACAAGGAGAAAGAAUCGGCCCUCACCGCCUUCGUGCUCAUCGCGCUGCUGGAGGCUAGAGAUAUUUGCGAGGGACAGGUCAAUAGCCUACCAGACAGCAUUGACAAAGCAGGAGAAUUCCUUGUAGACAACUACAUGAACCUGCAGAGACCAUAUACUGUGGCCAUUGCUGGCUAUGCCCUGGCCCAACUGGGCAAACUGGAGGACCCCUUCCUCAGAAAAUUUCUGGACACUGCUACAGACAAGAACCACUGGGAGGAACCCGGCCAGAAGCUCUACAGUGUGGAAGCUACGUCAUAUGCGCUCUUGGCCUUGCUGCAGCUCAGAGACUUCGACUACGUGCCUCCCGUCGUGCGCUGGCUCAAUGAGCAGAGAUACUACGGAGGUGGCUAUGGCUCCACGCAGGCCACCUUCAUGGUUUUCCAAGCCUUGGCCCAAUACCAGAAGGAUGUUCCUAACCAUGAGGACCUGAACAUGGACGUGUCCAUCCACCUGCCCAGCCGCAGCAGCGCAGUCCAGCACCGCCUCCUCUGGGAAUCCGCCAGCCUCCUGCGAUCAGAGGAGACCAAGGAAAAUGAGAACUUCACACUAAUAGCUACAGGGAAAGGACAAGGCACCUUGUCGGUGGUGACAACGUACCAUGCCAAGAUCAAAAAGGACAAAGCCAUCUGCAAGAAUUUUGACCUCAGGGUCAACAUACGACCAGCUUCUGACACAGUCAAGGCGCCUCAGGAAGCCAAGGGCACCAUGUUCCUUGAAAUCUGUGCCAGGUACCUGGGCAAACAGGACGCCACUAUGUCCAUCCUGGAUGUGUCCAUGAUGACCGGUUUCUCUCCUGACAUUGCUGACCUGGAAUUGCUGAGCAACGGCGUUGACAGAUACAUCUCUAAGUAUGAGCUGAACCAGGUCACAGCCAGCAAGAACACACUCAUCAUCUACCUAGACAAGAUAUCGCACGACCAGGAGGACUGUCUGACCUUCAAAGUUCACCAGUACUUCAACACGGGGCUUAUCCAGCCUGGAGUGGUGAAGGUGUACUCCUAUUACAAUCUGGAUGAGACAUGCACCAAGUUCUACCACCCGGAGAAGGAAGACGGGAUGCUGAGCAAGCUGUGCCACAAGGAUAUGUGUCGCUGUGCUGAGGAGAACUGCUUCAUGCACCCUGAGGGCAAGUUCACCGUGAAUGACCGGUUUGACAAGGCCUGUGAGCCAGGAGUGGACUACGUGUACAAGACCAAGCUGCAGGAGAUUGACCUGGAAAACGACUUUGACGAAUACUUAAUGGUCAUCGAACAGAUCAUCAAGUCAGGCUCUGAUGAGGUCCAGGUGGGGCACAAGCGCAGGUUCAUCAGCCACAUCAAGUGCAGGGAGGCCCUGAAGCUGCAGAAGGGGAAGCAAUACCUCGUGUGGGGCGUCUCCUCUGACCUGUGGGGCGAGAAGCCCAACAUCAGCUACAUUAUCGGGAAGGACACGUGGGUGGAGCUGUGGCCCGAGGCCGACGAGUGCCAAGACGAGGAGAACGAAUUGCAGUGCCGGGACCUGGCCGACUUCACCGAGAACAUGAUUGUCUUCGGCUGCCCCAACUGACCCCCGCCACAGACCCCUUAAUAAAGCUCUUUGUA
This is a messenger RNA of Condylura cristata (star-nosed mole), 5050 nucleotides long. RefSeq names its product complement component 3 (gene C3). Lineage: Eukaryota; Metazoa; Chordata; Mammalia; Eulipotyphla; Talpidae. Gene Ontology annotation, molecular function: protein binding; endopeptidase inhibitor activity. The record is from RefSeq and is a predicted model, not a curated record. Gene Ontology annotation, biological process: inflammatory response; complement activation. The transcript is spliced from 41 exons. Bases 30 to 5015 code for a protein of 1661 amino acids. Gene Ontology annotation, cellular component: extracellular region.